AUGGGUAUCUCUCGUGACUCAAUCCACAAGAGGCGUGCCACUGGAGGCAAGCAGAAGCAAUGGAGGAAGAAGCGAAAGUACGAGAUGGGAAGGCAGCCAGCCAACACAAAGCUGUCAAGCAACAAGACGGUCAGAAGAAUCAGAGUUCGUGGAGGUAACGUCAAGUGGCGUGCGUUGAGGCUCGACACCGGUAACUACUCUUGGGGAAGUGAAGCCGUCACCCGCAAGACCAGAGUCCUUGACGUUGUCUACAACGCUUCCAACAAUGAGUUGGUUCGUACAAAGACACUUGUCAAGAGCGCCAUUGUUCAGGUUGACGCUGCACCCUUCAAGCAGUGGUACCUCCAGCACUACGGUGUUGAAGUUGGCCGCAAGAAGAAGAACGCUGCUGCCGCUUCCAAGAAGGAAGGAGAGGAAGGUGAAGAUGCCGCACCAGCUGUCCCUGAGGAGACCAAGAAGUCCAACCAUGUCCUGAGGAAGAUUGAGCAGCGUCAAGAAGGACGUAGCCUUGACUCACACAUUGAGGAUCAGUUCGCAAGUGGUCGUUUGUUGGCUUGUAUCUCAUCGAGGCCUGGACAGUGCGGUCGUGCUGAUGGAUACAUAUUGGAAGGUAAAGAGUUGGAGUUCUACAUGAAGAAGAUCCAGAAGAAGAAAGGAAAGGGUGCUGCUUAG
This is a messenger RNA of Microthlaspi erraticum, 672 nucleotides long. NCBI's taxonomy places the organism in Eukaryota, Viridiplantae, Streptophyta, Magnoliopsida, Brassicales, Brassicaceae. The record is from the annotation of a GenBank genome assembly.